AUGGAGGAAAAGCACCAGGAAUUAAAUGCCCGUGAAGAUGAUCAGUGUGUGAAGAACUCGACCUCAGUGAAGCCGAACGAUGAUGCUGUAGCUGCAGCUGCAGGUGGAAAGGGAGGGAAAGGCAACAGCAGCAGCAACAGCGCCGGAGCGACUGCGAUGGCUGGGACUAGUGGAGGUGCCGGUGGUUACCUGUUCAAUUUGAUAGAUCGAUUUAAUAGCCUGAAAAAGGCUAAGCAGAAGGUGGGAGAAGAGGAGAGUGGUAACAUGAAGGAGCCAAAUGAGUGUAAUGGUACUGAGCAGGACGGAGACAUGAAAAAAGGAACGGAUGAGGUGAGUCGCGAUGGUGAUGCACAGAAGGGGGUAGAAGCGGAUCUCGUUGCGAAGAGUGAGAGCGGCAGUGGUAAGAAGGGUGUAGAGGAAGAGCCCGAGGAAGGGGUGGAAGAAGAAGACGGUAGCGAAGAAACUGGUGAGACAGGCGAGACGGGCGAAACUGGCGAGACCGCCGAAGGUGUGGAGGGAAGCUGCGACCAAGGGAACCCCCAAGAUGAGAUGGACGAGAGAGCAAGUGAACCCGUUUCAUGUGCCAGCGGGAAGAAAGCGAAUAGCAAGGGAGCUCGAGAGGACAAGGAGAAGCCAACCAACGCUGCGGACUCCGCCAAGGAAGGAGGUGGUGAUACGAGCCACGAGAGUGGAAGCAACAGAGCGAAGAGUGGACCCUCCGAUCGGGGUGUCUCAGAUCGUUGUCUCCCCGAGAGUGAUCUCCCCGAGCGUGAAAGCGGAAACUGCAAUGAGGACCCCUUGAUGAAAAUUCUAUGCGAUAGGGAGCUAGCCAAAGUACAAGAACUAAUUAAACAAAUAAAAAAAAACGAAGAGCUGUACAAUGACGAGCUAAACGGAGAUCUAUUCUUUCUCUACGACGAACUGUAUCACACACUCCUCGACCGUCUAGAGUCGGCAAACUUGAAAAAUAAAGAAAUGAAAAAAAUCAUAAAAAGGGAAAUGGAGAAGUUUAAAGAAAAUCACAGCAUCGUGUCGGACUACCUUAAGGGUUGCGAGCACGAGGUGAAAGCGAUGUUGGUGAAAGCGAUGCUGGUAAGUUGGGGUGACGACGGUGAAGAGGCUGAUAAACAGGCUGGUGAAGAGGCUGACAAACAGGCUGGUGAAGAGGCUGAUAAAAAAUCCGGUGAAGAGGCUGACAAACAGGCUGAUGAAGAGGCUGAUAAAAAAUCCGGUGAACAGUCUGAUGAACGGGCGGAUAAACGAUCGGGUGAAGAGCCCCGCCAGGAGCCGGAGGAGAGCCAGCCAGCACCCCCCCGGCAACUCGACGAAGGAAUGCUGAAUGAAGUAAAAAAAUCCUUUUACAAAUACUUAGAGCAAAAAUUGCAUGACGAUUAUUAUGACCACAGCGGGUUGGAAGAAAAUUUGCUACACAACAGAAACCUCAGUUUGCUUUUCCUACUGUUUUGUCAAAAGCACAUUAUUUAUUUUGUGGAGGAGGUAUUUUCCAGCAUGUGCCUAAUUGUCGAGGAGGGUGAGAAGAAGGAGGAAGGUGAGAAGUGCAGGAAUGAAAUGAGCUCCCUCUUGAAGAGACUCAGCUGUAUGAAUGCCAUUUUACAUUUCCUAAUCACGACGAAUGAGCGGAACGGUGGUGUGUGCAGUGGUGUGCAUACUACCGGCAGCGGCAGUGGCUGCAUGCACGGAUUGUACAGCGAUAAGGCGUGCCACAGUGACAUGAUGCUCUGCGUAAACGGAGUAAACACUCAGAUGCGAAUGGAUUUGGUGGAGAACAAGGAUUACAUCGACGUCAAGCGGGAGACGGAGGAAGUGGGUGAGAACGACGACGAGCAUAACCACCUGCAUAACCACCUGCAUAACCCCAUGCAUAACCACCUGCAUCAACAUCACAUGCACCAGCGGCUGCACCAACAGCUACAAGCGCACCAACAAUUGCACCAACAGUUGCACCCUCACCAACAGUUGCAUCCUCACCAACAGCUGCACGCGCACCAUCUACAUCAUCACCACCACGAACUAGCCAAUAAAAGCAAUUUCAGCUCAUUAAGCAAUGGAAGCAACAAAACUAGUAAAAUCAAUAAGCUCAACUUAAACAAGAAGACGUCAAACUACUUCCGGAAGGACAUGAACGAAACGCAGGUCAGUCUGUCAACCUGUUUAACGGAUACAUCCGUUGUGGAUAAAAAGCUGCGUGAUAAGAAUGUGAAGAAGAAAGUCAUGAACAACGAAAAUGGUAGCAGCAGUGUAGUGGCGGCGAGCGAUAAGGGAGGCUCUCUCCCCAAGAAGACCCCGUAUCAAAACGCGGGCACUGGCAGCGCGAAUGGGAGCGGCCAUGGAAGCGGUCACGGGAGCGGUCACGGAAGCGGCAACGGAAGUCGAAGUGGAAAAAACACACAGGGGAACGGCGUGACGAACGAUUACUUCAGCGACAUGAUGGUUUACAUUUCGUGGGUUCCCAAAAGUGCUCGUUGCCAGUACCCAUUGGAGCUACCAAAAAAUUCGGCAGAGAGAAACAAGCUAGCGGAAUACAUAGAGGCAAAGGAGCAAAUGCUAUACAUUCUCAAGCUAAUGGGGUAUGAAGAAAUAGAUAACAUUUAUUUCCACCCCCCAAAAGGAUCCCAUAUCAAAAUCAAGUUCAAAACGAUGGCCUGUAUGAACAAAUUUCUGAAGGCUUAUAAAAACACCCCUGAUAAAUGGAAGGAGGAUAUGUUUAAUUUUUUUAACAUCCCUUUGAGAAGCAGCAUUUCUGUGAGGGAUCUUCGAAUUGAGAGAGCUGUUCCUAGAUCAUCUGCUGCGGAGUUUAAAAAAAUUAAGAAAAUGAGCAAGAAUUAUCACGACUUGUUUUUAUUUAAGGACAAUUAUAAUCUAUGUGAGGAUGGUAGUAGCAACACUUCCAAGAUGGAGAAGGUGAACCUGCACUACGAUGCGUUUAACAAGCAUAUCAUUGUACAUAAUAAUAAUAAAGGCGGAGGGACUGCGGCUUCUGGUACUUCUGCUGGUGCUUCGGCUGCUGCAGUGGGAGCAGCAACAACGGAAGCGGCUGGGGUAGGGGUGGUAGUAACGGACCACCACCAUCACCACAAUGGAAACACCCAUGUUGGCUUGAAAAAGAACGCUGAUCAGAGAAAGACCUUUUCCAAGAUGAAGGGCGUUAUUGGAUCCAUGGGUGGUGGGGAGCUUAGCUCCGGGGUUGUGCAUGGCGGCGUGGGUGGAGGUCGAUCCGCCAUGGACGACCUGCACAGCGCGAACAUGGCUUUGGGCGUGGACGCCGCGAGUACCGCUUCGUAUGGAGGCCUGGGCAGUUUUGGCGGUUUGGGAGGAGGCAUGAACAGCGGCAUGACGAACAUCAUCGGGGGGGUCGGCACCAGUAGUAGCCACCUGAACGGUGCGGGAAGUGGCAUGAACAGUGGCAUGAAUAGCGGCAUGAACAGCGGCGCGCAUGCACACCACCCCUUCUCGGGCCACAACAACACCAGUAGCACCACCACCACUGCCACCGCAGUGAUGAUGUCCAACGGAAUGCUCAACAAGGUUAGCGGAAGUAGCGGCAACGCUCUGCACGGAGGAGUUUAUAUGGGGGGGAAGACUGGCGGGAAUAAUGGCCGAGAGGAAGGAAGAACGUUCCUAGCAGGUACCCACAUGGGAAGUGCAGCCGUGAGUGGGAUUAGCGGCAUGGGAGGCAGCGUGAGUGGGCACUACGGCAGUCAUUUAGGAACUCACAUGGGAGGUCAUUUGGGAAGCCAUGUAGGAAGCCAUGUAGGAAGCCAUUUAGGAAGCCAUUUAGGAAGCCAUGUAGGAAGCCAUGUAGGAAGUCAUGUAGGAAGCCAUUUAGGAAGCCACAUGGGAACCCACUUAGGAACGCACCUUAACAGCGACACAUUCAACCACUGCUCCAGCGGAAGGAUGCACAGCGGCUGCCUCAGUAACAAAGGAGGGAGUGGAAAACCCAGUUACCACAUUAACCAUAACAACACGAUGUGCACGUCGAGGAGCUCCUCGAAAAAUAUGUACCUAAUGAAGAGCGCGAGGAAUGUGCACAGCAAAGGUAGUUGCAUGGGAAUGAGUAGCGAUGCCGGUGGAGGAGGAACUGGAGGAGGGUCCUUUCUCUCCAGCUCCAAGUUCCUCGGUAGCGGAAGUGGUAGCAACAAUAACGGCAUGCAUGUCAUAAACAAGGAUUUGCUCACCAAUGGAAGUUACACCUUAAAGAAGCAGACUCACUACGCAUCCUUCUCAAAUAACUCCAACGGAAAUAUGAACUCCAUGAAUGACCAUUUGUAUGCCUUCAAUAGUAGCGUCGGAAGUACGGCCAACGUGAAUGGAUUAAGUGGGUCGAAUAACGCAAACCGUGUGAACGGAUUAAACGACGUGAACAGUGCACACGCAAUAAAUGGAGGCACCAUUGCUAGCACCGGAAUAGGGAGCCACAAUUACGGAAGCAGCAGCAUCAUUGUUAAUAGCAUUAACAAUAACACACAGCAUAGCAACAAUAACAGUAAUAAUAAUUCGACGAGAGGUACGCAGAACGGGACCACCAAUUUGAAUCACUUCUCGACUAGUGGACAUUUGGACGCGGCGACACUGACGAAGGAGAAAAAUAUUUUGCGUGGAUUUAAAAGUUCCUACAUGGGUCUGGGCGCAGUAGGAGGAAGUGGAGUAAGCGGCAUGGGUGGUAGCUUUGGAGCAGGAAGCGCGUAUUCGGAGAACAACCUAAACAAUAGCUGCAGCAACAGUUGUAGCAACAGCGUUAUCAAUAACAGCCACGGGUUUAUGGGCUGCUCUCAAGGGAGAGUCGGCGGCGGAGAGUCUCUGAAGUCGCACAAUGUGAAUGGAAAUGGCGGUGGGCAUGGCGGUGGACAUGGCAGUGGACAUGGCAGCGGACAUGGCAGUGGAAACGACAGCGGUAACGGCAAUUGUCAUAGUAACAAAUGCGGAUCCGAUUUGGCUAGCCAAAAAUAUGGAACCCAAAAUGAUGACAUGAAGGAAGACUUUAAAAACCUGAUCAACAUAGAUUUUAUUAACGACAUCGACAUGGAUUUUGACGAGAAGAAUAAUGAUCACAUGUCUGUGCAUAAUGCUAGCGACCACAAUAGUGGCAAUGUGUGCAAAGGGUUCCACCACCUGCAUAAUAGACACACGAAUAAUGGGAAGCGAUACAACGCGCUAGGCAGUUGCAUGAGCGAAGGGCUCCUGAGCGGGAGCGCCACCUGCGUGGGGAACUGUCUAGGAGGCAGCUGCUUGGAGAACUGCCUAGGGGGAAGCUGCGUGGGCAGCUGCAACGGAAGCAGCAGCAUCAAAGCGCGCGACUUCGACAAGUUUGACAUGCUUGACGGGUUUGACAAGCUUGACGGAUUUGACAAAUUUGACAAGUUUGACAAAUUCGACGGUUUUGACAAGUUUGACAAAUUCGACGGUUUUGACAAGUUUGACGGUUUUGACAAAUUCGAGACUUAUGACAAAUUUGACAAAUUCGAGACGUACGCUAAGUUUGAGACGUAUGACAAACUCCCCUUUGAGAACAUGAGCCACGAGCCCAGCUACCGCAUGAAUGGGGAGGAGGACCAGGAGGGGGAAGAGGCAGAGGCAGAGGCAGGGGCAAGGGCAGAUGCAGGGACAGGAGCAGGAGCAGGAGCAGGAGCAGAUGCAGGGGCAGAUGCAGAGGCAGAUGCAGAGGCAGAGGCGGACAACUUCAACGACGAAAUGAACCAGCGCGAAAACGAGUUUGCCUAUUCGAAUGCCAGUCUAAGCAACAACAAUAAAGUUGGCAGUGCCUGCGGAGUGAGUGUCGAUGAUGGCGCUGGGAUUAUCCUAUCUGAGGGGUUUAACAACUACUUCUGCGAGGAGAACCCCAAAAGUGUGUACAGCUAUUAUGGCAGUCCUAGCGGAGGAGGCGUAGGAGGAAUGCCGGCACAGACUACCGCCACAGCCACCACUGGCAGCAAGAUCAAUAAUUUGCAUUUAAAUUUGAGCGCAAAUGGAAACAGCGGGCAUAAUGGGAGCUCAGGAAUUUUGGGGGGGGAGGCCACGUUGAGUAAUAAUUACAGUGGAGUUAUGGAGGCAUCAGAGAAUGGCCUCGGUACUUCUGCGGCAAACGGGUUGGCCAACUCUUCGGGGAACUCCACGACCAACUCGGUUGGCAAGAACGGCAUGGCCAACACGACCUCCUCCCUUUACCGAAACACGAUGACUCCCAAAUUGUACAUUGAUGGGAUCCCUGUGAACAGUACCUUUGGAAAGUAUGACGAAGGAAACGUUUGCGAGCUAAAGAAGGAAGAAAAACUGAGAGGAGCAGGGGGUGCAGCAGCUGGCGGAGUGGCUGAUUACGAUUUAAAAAUGAGCGAGGAGGAUGCAAAUAAAGGCUUCUUAAGUUACUCCUUUCAGUCCCCACGUGUUGACAACGAGCAAAAUUUUUCGGACAAUUACGUUAACUUCUUUUGA
This is a messenger RNA of Plasmodium cynomolgi strain B, 6450 nucleotides long. Its product is annotated as asparagine-rich protein. The record is from RefSeq and is a predicted model, not a curated record. Bases 1 to 6450 code for a protein of 2149 amino acids. Lineage: Eukaryota; Apicomplexa; Aconoidasida; Haemosporida; Plasmodiidae. The transcript has a single exon.